AUCAUCAAGGCUGGAGACAAAGACUUGGAUGGUCAGUUGGACUUUCAGGAGUUUGUGCACUACCUGAGGGACCAUGAGAAGAAACUGAGGCUGGUCUUCAAGAGCCUUGACAAAAAGAACGAUGGUCGCAUAGAUUCACAGGAGAUCAUGCAGUCACUAAGAGACCUUGGGGUUCAUAUAUCUGAGGAACAGGCUGAAAAGAUCCUCAAGAGUAUGGAUAAAAACGGUACGAUGACGAUUGACUGGAAUGAAUGGAGAGAUUACCACCUGCUUCAUCCUGCUGACAACAUUCCUGAAAUCAUCCUCUACUGGAAACACUCCACGAUAUUUGAUGUAGGGGAAAGUUUGAUGGUCCCUGAUGAGUUUACGGCAGAGGAAAAGAAAACAGGGAUGUGGUGGCGACACCUGGUAGCAGGAGGUGGAGCAGGUGCUGUGUCCCGUACCUGCACCGCACCCCUGGACCGCCUUAAGGUUCUCAUGCAGGUUCAUGCAUCACGCAGCAACACCAUGGGUAUCGCCGGAGGAUUCGCCCAAAUGAUCCGUGAGGGUGGACUUCGGUCGCUGUGGCGAGGGAACGGUAUCAAUGUUUUGAAGAUUGCACCUGAGUCUGCUAUCAAGUUCAUGGCGUAUGAGCAGAUUAAGCGGCUGAUUGGCAGUAAUCAGGAGACGCUGGGGAUCCUGGAGAGGCUGGUUGCUGGGUCUCUAGCAGGAGCUAUUGCUCAGAGCAGCAUCUACCCCAUGGAGGUUUUAAAAACUCGUCUUGCCCUGGGAAGGACGGGUCAGUACUCUGGUAUCAUGGACUGUGCUAAACAUAUAUUUAAGAAGGAGGGACUGACAGCCUUCUAUAAAGGUUAUAUUCCCAACGUGUUGGGAAUCAUCCCUUAUGCUGGAAUAGACCUGGCUGUUUAUGAGACAUUAAAAAACUGGUGGCUUCAGAGGUUUGCUACAGACAGUGCUGAUCCGGGUGUGUUUGUGCUGCUAGCCUGUGGUACAAUGUCUAGUACUUGUGGACAGUUAGCAAGCUACCCAUUAGCCUUAGUGAGGACACGAAUGCAGGCUCAAGCUUCUCAGGAAGGCAGCCCUCAGAUGACCAUGUCUGGUCUCUUCAGACACAUUAUGAGGACAGAGGGCGCUAUUGGACUCUAUAGAGGCUUGGCACCCAACUUUAUGAAGGUCAUUCCUGCUGUUAGCAUCAGCUAUGUGGUGUAUGAGAACCUAAAGAUCACCCUUGGCGUUCAGUCCCGGUGAGGGGAACCUGAAGACUGUUAAAAUCCUAAAUGACUUUUGUUUUUCCUCUCAACUUUUCUCUUGAACUACUGAAUGAGAUCAUCCAAGAGGGCCAGUUUGCACUCGAAGAGAACUGUAGCAACUGUUGGCCAAGAAAGAGCUUGCAUGUGGGGAAGAGGAAAUCUUUGUGUCAUAGAGGUUUGGCUUUAUUUAGUGAAUGGAAGAGACCAGGGACAUGCAUAGAAAAACUUUCAGAUCGAUACCUCGGCAUAAAAUACAAUCCUAGCUGUAAGUAAAAUGUGAGCAUCUCAAAAUGGCAUCUGUAUUGGAUCCAGACACUCCCUUAUUCCACUCCUGAGGUCACGGGGUUGUGUUUGAUAUAAUAUAGUAGGGACCAAGAAUAUGAAAGAUAUUUUAAUAAACUGCUUUAUGGAAA
This is a messenger RNA of Sinocyclocheilus rhinocerous, 1663 nucleotides long. RefSeq names its product calcium-binding mitochondrial carrier protein SCaMC-2-B-like. NCBI's taxonomy places the organism in Eukaryota, Metazoa, Chordata, Actinopteri, Cypriniformes, Cyprinidae. Bases 148 to 1248 code for a protein of 366 amino acids. Gene Ontology annotation, molecular function: calcium ion binding. The record is from RefSeq and is a predicted model, not a curated record. The transcript is spliced from 9 exons. Gene Ontology annotation, cellular component: mitochondrial inner membrane. Gene Ontology annotation, biological process: transmembrane transport.